AUGGCGAUGGCUAGUAUUUCCAGGCGAAAAGCCACAACAGUGUUUUCAUCAUGGAGGCAUUUGUACAGCAAUUCGUCAAAGUACUCGUCGAUUGUUAGCAGGGGCUACUCUGUGUCGUCGGGAUCUGAUGAAAACGAUGUCAUUGUGAUAGGUGGUGGACCAGGAGGUUACGUGGCUGCCAUCAAGGCCGCUCAGCUUGGGCUCAAGACUACCUGUAUUGAGAAGCGUGGUGCUCUCGGUGGAACUUGCCUCAACGUCGGAUGUAUACCCUCAAAGGCCCUUCUUCAUUCCUCCCAUAUGUAUCAUGAAGCCAAGCAUUCAUUUGCUAGUCACGGGGUGAAAUUAUCUUCUGUUGAGGUUGAUCUACCUGCUAUGAUGGCCCAAAAAGAUAAAGCUGUGGGUAACUUAACGAAAGGCAUUGAAGGUUUAUUCAAGAAGAAUAAAGUAACGUAUGUUAAGGGGUAUGGAAAGUUCCUUUCCCCAUCUGAAGUUUCUGUUGAUACUCCGGAAGGUGGUAACACUGUUGUGAAAGGCAAGAAUAUCAUAAUUGCCACUGGUUCAGAUGUCAAAGGUCUACCAGGGAUAACCAUUGAUGAAAAGAGGAUUGUAUCAUCUACUGGGGCUUUAGCCCUAACAGAAGUUCCUAAGAAACUUGUUGUUAUUGGUGCUGGUUAUAUUGGUCUUGAAAUGGGCUCUGUAUGGGGACGUCUAGGGUCAGAGGUCACUGUUGUUGAAUUUGCAGCAGACAUUGUUCCAACCAUGGAUGGAGAAGUCCGAAAGCAAUUUCAACGUUCCCUUGAGAAGCAGAAGAUGAAAUUUAUGCUCAAAACUAAGGUGGUUUCUGUAGAUACAGCAGGGAAUGGUGUGAAGUUGACACUUGAACCAGCAGCUGGUGGUGAUCAGACCACUCUUGAAGCCGACGUCGUUCUUGUUUCUGCUGGUAGAGUUCCAUUUACAGCUGGACUUGGAUUGGACAAGAUAGGAGUUGAAACUGACAAAGCUGGUCGUAUCUUGGUGAAUCAUCAGUUUGGCACCAAUGUACCGGGUGUAUAUGCUAUUGGUGAUGUUAUUCCUGGGCCUAUGUUGGCUCACAAGGCUGAAGAGGACGGUGUUGCAUGCGUGGAAUAUAUUGCUGGAAAAGAAGGCCACGUGGACUAUGAUAUGGUUCCUGGUGUUGUUUACACGCACCCUGAGGUGGCAUCUGUAGGGAAAACUGAGGAGCAGGUAAAAGCACUUGGAGUUGAUUACCGUGUUGGGAAGUUCCCUUUCUUGGCAAACAGCAGGGCAAAGGCAAUUGAUGAUGCUGAGGGAGUGGUUAAGAUAAUUGCCGAGAAGGAGACCGACAGGAUAUUGGGUGUUCACAUCAUGUCACCUAAUGCAGGAGAGCUCAUUCACGAGGCUGUUCUGGCUUUGCAUUAUGGAGCAUCGAGUGAGGACAUUGCACGCACAUGCCACGCACAUCCUACAAUGAGUGAGGCCUUAAAGGAAGCCGCCAUGGCCACUUAUGACAAGCCCAUUCACAUUUAG
Messenger RNA from Fraxinus pennsylvanica, 1527 nucleotides. Lineage: Eukaryota; Viridiplantae; Streptophyta; Magnoliopsida; Lamiales; Oleaceae. The record is from the annotation of a GenBank genome assembly.